GUCAUACGUUCUGGUCACUGCGCUCCUUAAAGUCACCAUUUUUCUGGUCCUGCAGUGUUCUGCUAUUUUUUUUUUUUUUGAAGGAAUGAAAAUUCAAUCUCACUUAAGCCGGAUUCAGAAAAUAGGUCAUCGAUGAAACAUCUAUAUGGAUUAUUUCAUUACAACUCCAUGAUGCUUGGUCUUGAAUCGCUUCCGGAUCCCACAGACACCUGGGAAAUUAUAGAGACCAUUGGUAAAGGCACAUAUGGCAAGGUCUACAAGGUCACUAAUAAGAGAGAUGGGAGCCUGGCUGCAGUGAAAAUUCUGGACCCCAUCAGUGAUAUGGAUGAAGAAAUUGAGGCAGAAUACAACAUUCUGCGGUUUCUUCCGAAUCACCCCAAUGUUGUAAAGUUUUAUGGGAUGUAUUACAAGGCAGAUCACUGUGUGGGAGGACAGCUGUGGCUGGUCCUGGAGCUUUGUAACGGGGGCUCUGUCACUGAGCUGGUCAAAGGCCUUCUCAGGUGCGGCCAGAGACUGGAUGAAGCCAUGAUCUCCUACAUCUUGUAUGGGGCUCUCUUGGGCCUUCAGCAUUUGCACAACAACCAAAUCAUCCACCGGGAUGUGAAGGGGAACAACAUUCUUCUGACGGCAGAAGGAGGAGUCAAGCUUGUUGACUUUGGUGUCUCAGCUCAACUUACCAGCACACGAUUAAGGAGAAACACAUCAGUUGGCACCCCGUUCUGGAUGGCCCCUGAGGUCAUUGCUUGUGAGCAGCAGUAUGACUCUUCCUAUGACGCUCGCUGUGACGUCUGGUCCUUAGGGAUCACAGCCAUUGAACUGGGGGAUGGAGACCCUCCCCUCUUUGACAUGCAUCCUGUGAAAACUCUCUUUAAGAUUCCGAGAAAUCCUCCGCCUACCUUACUGCAUCCAGAAAAAUGGUGUGAGGAAUUCAACCACUUUAUUUCACAGUGUCUUAUUAAGGAUUUUGAAAAGAGGCCUUCUGUCACGCAUCUCCUCGACCAUCCAUUUAUUAAAGGAGCUCAUGGGAAGGUUUUAUUCCUGCAAAAACGGCUAGCCAAGGUGCUCCAAGAGCAGAAGCAGCUAAACUCUGCUGUUAAAAUCAGGCAUGAGAGGAUGCAUACCAGGGGACCCUAUCAUGUGCAGGAUGCUGAAAAAUACUGCCUCGAGGAUGAUUUGGUCAAUCUCGAGGUCCUGGAUGAGGAAACAAUUAUUCAUCACUUGCAGAAGCGUUAUGCAGACUCACUGAUUUACACAUAUGUUGGAGAUAUUCUAAUUGCCUUAAACCCCUUCCAAAAUCUAAGCAUCUACUCUCCACAGUUUUCCAGGCUCUAUCAUGGGGUGAAGCGCAUCUCGAAUCCCCCCCACAUAUUUGCAUCAGCAGAUGCUGCUUACCAGUGCUUGGUUACUUUCAGCAAAGACCAGUGCAUUGUCAUCAGUGGAGAAAGUGGCUCAGGGAAGACGGAAAGCGCCCACCUGAUUGUUCAGCAUCUGACUUUCUUGGGAAAGGCCAAUAAUCAGACUUUGAGAGAGAAAAUUCUACAAGUCAACUCCCUGGUGGAAGCCUUUGGGAAUGCAUGCACGGCCAUCAAUGACAACUCAAGCCGUUUUGGAAAAUAUCUGGAAAUGAUGUUUACACCAACCGGAGCUGUGAUGGGGGCAAGAAUCUCUGAAUAUCUCCUUGAGAAGUCCAGAGUUAUAAAACAGGCAACGGGAGAGAAAAAUUUUCACAUAUUUUACUAUAUUUAUGCUGGUCUUUAUCACCAAAAGAAACUUUCUGAGUUCAAACUUCCUGAGGAAAAACCUCCUAGGUACAUAGCUGAUGAAACUGGAAGAGUCAUGUAUGACAUAAUUUCCAAGGAGUCUUAUAGAAGCCAGUUUGAAGCAAUUCAGCAUUGUUUCAGGAUUAUUGGAUUCUCUGAAAAGGAGGUGCACUCCGUGUACAGAAUUCUGGCUGGGAUUUUGAAUAUCGGGAACAUUGAAUUUGCAGCUAUUUCCUCUCAACACCAAACUGAUAAAAGUGAGGUGCCCAAUCCUGAAGCUUUGGAAAAUGCUGCUUCUAUUCUCUGCAUCAGCCCCAAAGAGCUGCUGAAGGCCCUCACAUCCCACUGUGUGGUCACCCGGGGUGAGACCAUCGUCCGCGCCAACCCUGUGGACAGGGCCGCGGAUGUUCGGGAUGCCAUGUCGAAAGCUCUGUAUGGGAGGCUCUUCAGCUGGAUUGUGAAUCGCAUCAAUACACUCCUGCAGCCAGAGAAAAACAUAUGUCAUUCAGGUAAUGGAAUGAACGUGGGAAUCUUGGACAUUUUUGGAUUUGAGAACUUUCGGAGGAAUUCAUUUGAGCAGCUCUGCAUAAACAUCGCCAAUGAGCAAAUCCAGUACUAUUUCAAUCAGCAUGUCUUUGCUCUUGAGCAGAUGGAGUACAAGAACGAGGGCAUUGAUGCCAUGCCUGUGGAGUAUGAGGACAAUCGCCCACUCCUGGACAUGUUCCUCCAGAAGCCCCUGGGCCUGCUUGCACUUUUAGAUGAGGAGAGUCGGUUUCCCCAAGCAAGGGACCAGACCCUGGUUGAUAAAUUCGAAAAUAAUUUACGAUGCAAGUAUUUCUGGAGGCCCAAAGGAGCGGCGCUGUGCUUUGGCAUUUGGCAUUACGCUGGAAAGGUACUAUAUGAUGCUUCUGGGGUUCUUGAGAAAAACAGAGACACCCUCCCUGCUGAUGUGGUUAUAGUCCUGAGAACGUCAGAAAACAAGCUUCUUCAGCAACUCUUCUCCAUCCCUUUGACCAAAACAGGUAAUUUGGCCCAGACAAGAGCCAAGAUAAUAGCAGCCUCAAGAUCUUUGCCUCCACAUUUCAGUUCUGGGAGAGCUAAGGUGGACACCCUGGAGGUGAUGCGGCAUCCGGAAGAAAGCACCAACAUGAAGAGGCAAACCAUGGCUUCUUACUUCCGGUAUUCUCUGAUGGACUUGCUCUCCAAAAUGGUGAUUGGACAGCCCCACUUUGUGCGUUGCAUUAAACCCAAUGAUGACCGAGUGGCCCUGAAGUUCUCCCGAGAGAGGGUCCUCACCCAGCUCCGCUCCACGGGCAUCCUGGAGACCGUCAACAUCAGAAGGCAGGGUUAUUCCCACCGCAUCCUCUUCGAAGAGUUUGUGAAAAGGUAUUAUUACUUGGCAUUCAGAGCACAUCAAACGCCUCCUGCUAGUAAAGAGAGCUGUGCUGCUAUCUUGGAAAAGUCCAAAUUGGAUCACUGGGUACUGGGGAAAACAAAGGUUUUUCUCAAAUACUACCACGUCGAGCAAUUAAAUCUGCUACUGCGAGAAGUCAUAGGCAGAGUGGUUAUCCUACAGGCGUAUACCAAGGGGUGGCUUGGAGCCAGGAGAUACAAAAGAGUCAGAGAGAAGAGAGAGAAGGGUGCCAUCACCAUCCAGUCAGCCUGGAGAGGAUAUGAAGCUCGGAGCAAAUUUAAGAAAAUAAGCAACAGAAGGAGUGAGUCUGCUGCUCAUAUUCAAGCAGGUCUGAGGGUUGCUCCUGAUCUGAAAAGCCACCCAGAAGUAGAAUCUGACUAUGACUAUUCAGAGACUUCAAGCUACUCUCCUGAUGUCACUAAGAAAAAUUGGCAUUCACGGGCCCAGAGUUCUCCAAAUGGGUUUGGUGUCUUCGAAAGACCUGCGAAUAAGAAUUCAGUGGCUGGAACUAAGGCACUGACUUCUUGGACACAUCGUGCUACCCCAGAUCACCAAGAACUGAGUCCCUGUGAAGCUCCUUGGAAACCUGGUUCAGAAGAUGGUCUUGCACAGAAGCAGCGAACACCUCGCCGACGCUGUCAGCAGCCCAAAAUGUUGAGUAGCCCUGAGGACACCAUGUACUAUAACCAGUUAAAUGGAACUCUAGAAUAUCAAGGGAGCAAGAGGAAGCCAAGAAAACUUGGCCAUCUCAAAGUGCUGGAUGGGGAAGACGAAUACUACAAGUCUCUGUCCCCAGUGGCUGGUAUCCCUGAGAAUAUCGCAGCCCACCUUUUCUUUUUUUCUUCAUCCUCAAAGGGAAAUUCUUUUGCUCAACACUGAGUUGCACUUCCUGGCCCCAAAUCUGCCCAAGGUUCUAUGAAUGGACUUGCCACCAAUCCUCCUGAGGAAAGGCCUUACAAACUGCAUUUUUAGUCAAUGAAUAAAUUUGGCACAUCAUAAUAAUGGAUUAUUGUGUAACUGUUAGAAAUUAAGAUUUCGUUAACUAUGUAAAACCAGGGAGAAAUCUUUAUGGUAAAAGAAUAUAAAAGGCUGUGUGUGAUGUACACUCUGGUUUCCAUAGUUCAAGGACAGGUGUGGAGCAUAGCAGGUAAUGGAUAGACUUCCCACGGCGAGAAGAUGGAUUCCAACUCUUCUGUUUUCAUUGGAACUUCUGAAAAUUACAAAAAAAACAAGGGCUGUGUGAGACUUGAGAGUGGACUGAUGUAAGAGAGAAGCAAGAAAAUUUAGACCAGAAUACGUGGGGGCCUGUGCCUUUGUAGGGUCACCACCUACCCACAGUGCAGCCUCAGCCUGGCACGCUUCAGGACUCAAUUUCUUCAGACUAUCAUGUGAUAUUCUGGCUCUGGAUGAUUGAUCAGUGCAAUCUAAAAGUUUUCAUCAUGUUUUAAGUCAAGAUCUUUUUCUUCCUGUGAAGUGUGAGGAAAGCCUGGGAGAAAGUCUGUGAAACAGUUCUGCAGGGCGGAGCUGCUCCCAUGGAUUCUUCAACCCCUGAUCCCUGAGACACCUCUGCUGCCCUCCUGAGCUUUUAGGAGAGCUGAAACCUCUCUUUCUAAUCUUUCAGAUGAUGAAUGAAUAAAACAGAAAGGGAAUUUAUUGUCAGUAGGAAAAUCUAACCACACUCCAAGUUAGGAUGAGUGUUUGGAGAGGCUGAAGUCCAUGAGGUAGAGGAGCCAUAGGAAGGUUCUCAAGUGCUGGCUGGGAGGCUCUGCAUUACAGCCACCCAGGCCAUGCAUGGAAAUGUUGAGUCCCAAGCCUUUAGCCAUGAUGACUGAUCAGUGUUCAAGGUGGGUGCAGGCCUCUGCACUCUCAAGGGGCCCUGUCUGAAGUGAGCCAGUGUGCAGUUAGGAUAACUGGGCAUCAUCUCCAUUGGCGGCUCUCUGCUCAGGGGAGUUUUCCUGAAGACAGAGAAAACCCUGCCUCAGUCAGGCCAACUGAGCCUCAUCUGCCCAUGACUGACAAAUACUCCAUCCUCCAAAAUUCUUGCCCAUUCUCUACCUCCAUCACCACAAUCUUCUGACCUUACAACAGUGUCUUAGGAAAAGCAAAACACCACUAAUUAGAAUCCUGUUCAUCUUAGUUAGUCUUAUCAGUCACAUUUGCAGAUCAUUUCUUAUGGCAGUUUGAGAAACUUCCAAAGAUAUACAACCAUUUCAUAAAUAUUUAUAUUUUAAUUUCAGACGAACUUACUUUCUUAUUAUGUUCCCAAUUUUGCCUAUAUGCUCUACUUGAGUUCUGAAAAAUCUCUAUAUAUUAAUAAAAAUCAAUAAAGUCAAAAUUGAACUGCUCCUGGGCGUGGUGACACAUGCUUGUAGUCCCAGCAGCUUGGGAGGAUCACAAGUUCAAAGUCAGCCUCAGCAAUGGAAGGUGCUAAGCAACUCAGUGAGAACCUGUCUCUAAAUAAAAUACAAAAUAGGGCUGGGGAUAUGGCUCACUGGUCAAAUUCCCCUGAGUUCAAUCCCUAGUACUCCCCCCCACCAAAAAAAAGAGAUUGAAUUCCUAAUAGAAAACAAGAAUAAAAUACUUCAAAAUUCCUUUCUUUUCUGGUAUUCUCUUUUCUUUAACUCACAUCAAAAGUUCUAAGGAAAGGUAAUGACCAUGGUACUGAUUUUUUAUUUUGCUUCUGACGGUUAAAUUCAGGGCCUAAAAUUUUGCAUUAAUUACAUUAUUCUUUUGAUAAUAAAAGAGAUGCGGCUGAUUCUUUGAAACAGUUGUGGCCAGAUGGAAAUAUAAUGCCAAUAUGACAGUAUCUAUGAAAGUCGUUGGAUUGACUGCUCUGGGGACCAGAACUUGAGAUUUCUCUGCAGAACAGAACAUAAGCAAAUGAAGGUUUUAGCUGUGGUUGCCCACACUCUGUCACUGAGCCUCAGCCCUGUCCUGCUGGGGCCACCAGCACCAGGUGGAAGAGCAAUUUGGUCUCCUCUCGACUUAAUCCGCUCCUGUCUGUGGAGACCUCACCGAGGUGCCAACUGUAAGGAUGGCUCUGGGUUUCAAACACCUGUCCACUAGGAGCUGGACUUCUACCCCCAACUUCCUUUCAAGCAGCCACAAGGCAGACAUCAGAUGGUGGCAACUUCUGGUCCCUCCUGAGAGGAUUGGUUCCAUGGUGUCCCACGGCUCCUUGCUACAGUUUCACCAUUUUCUGGGUAUUUAUUCGAGUGUGUAAUUUUGAAUGUAGACUAAAAGCGCGAGCGAAAUCUUCUUUGGAAAGCCAUACAGAAUCAUAUGGACAACAGGGCUGCGCUUUCCUUCUGUCUGAUUCCCACAGCCAUCCUUUAACCUCUUGUAUUUGGGUGGGUUUUUUCUUUAAUUUGAUUAAUAUUAAUUCUGUGCAUCAUCCUAAAUAUUUAUGAACUAUUUUAAUCCUCAUAACCGUAGAAAGUAAGUACUGUGAUUACACAUAUCUUAGAGAUGAAAAAAUGAGGCAUGGGGAGGUUAAGUGUCCAAAGUCACAAAGUAAUAAGUGGAGCAGCUGGGAGCCAGGCAUUCUGACCCCAAAAUCUGGGCGGAAGGUAUUCUUUUCCACAUUUUCCAGAUAAAUACUCCAAGGGGCGAGAAAGUACUUGGUCUACCACUUCACACUCUUGUCUCUUCUAAUUGUGAGUCCUAAUUUAUUCGCUUUUACAGACUUCAGGAUGACAUGUUGCUGCCCUUGUUUGCAUCCUCCCAGCCUGUGGUGUCUUACUCAGAUGGAGCUGAGCAAACUCCUGAGGAAACUAAGGGCCUUGCAACUCCCAGCAGGAGCAAGUCAGGGACUGACCCCGGGCUCCACCUUCUGCAGAGGCUUCCUGAAUAAGCAGCAGAUCAGGACCUCCCCAGGGACUUACCAGGCUUUAAAUCCUUUCCUGCUACUCACACUAACAGGACUCUGGUUCAUUCAUUUGUUCAACAUAUAUUUAAUGAAGACUGAAAAGUACCAUGCUAGGUACCAGAGAUGCAGCAGCAAGCAGGACACCAAGCCCCUGCCUUUAAGGAGCUCUCAAGUAUAAACAGAUGGAGGCAAACAUAUAAAAAGGCAAUUCCAAUGUCCAGGAGAACUGGCAUAACAGUAAUGGGCAUAAUGGGCAACCUAGCGUGUUGAGGAGCAUAGGGAAGGGGCAAAACCAGUAGAAGGUUUUCAGGAGAAAGUGCCACCCAUCCUUAGACCUUAGCACCAUAGUAAGUCAUCAACACAAGUUCAUGUAGGCUUAUGUGUAGGAUCUGAGACAUCCAUUGUAAUAGUCAUUGAGGAGUUUUAAGCCAAGAAUUGGCAAUAUCCAGUGUGAUAAUAAGCACCAAUUUAUUGAGCUGUGUAUUAAUCCUCUACAUAUCUUAUGCAUUCGUUACAUAAUACAUGUUAAAACACUGUGAGGUUGGUGUCACUGCCCCAUUUUAUAGAUGAGAUACUAAGGCAUAGUAAGGUUAAGCCAUUAAGUGGCAGGGCCAGGAUUUGAAUCCAGGCAGCCUGACUCUGGCAUCUGUGUUCUUAUGCAUUCUGAUAUACAACCAACCUUGUCACAAAGAGGAUUUAAUAAAUAGUUGAGACAUUUGGUAGCCACUUUUUUAUUUUCCCCUAGUCCAAGGGUUGCUAGCCUUGAUUCUCAUGGGAGUCACCUAGGAAGCUUUUAUAAAAGUGAAAUAAAUGAAAAAAUACACACACACACACACACACACUCAUACAAAGUACAAAUAUUUACAGAGACCUAAUUUAUAAUAACCCCAAACUGGAAAUAAUCAAAAAGUCCUUUAUUGGGUGAAUCAAUAAAUAAUGGUGUGUCCAUACAAUGGAAUGCUAAGCAGGAAUAAAAAGGAGCAACUGAUACACACAACAAUUUGAAUGGCUCUCAAGGGGAUUAUUUUGAGUGGGGAAAAAAAAAAGCCAGUGUCAAAAGGUUACAUACUAUACAAUUUCAUUUCCAUAACAUUCUCAAAAUGAUAAAAUUGGAGAGAUGAACAGAUUAAUGAUUGCUAGGGGUUGGUGAUAGAAUGUGAAGUGUAGAUUUGACUAUAAAGGGGUAAUAGGAAGGAGUCUUGCAAUAAAGCAAUAUUUCUGUGUCUUUAUUUCAGCAGUGGUUACAAAAAUCUACACAUGUGAUAAAAUGACCUAGACUAUACACAUAUAUUAAUGUCAAUUUCCUGAUUUUGAUAUUCAACUAUAGUUAGAUGUGAUCAUUGGGGGACGCUGGAUGAAGGGUACAUGGGACAUGUCUGUAUUUUAUAACUUCCUGUAUAUCUGUAAUUACUUUAAUGUAAGAGGUUGUUUUUGUGUUUGUGGUGCUGGGGAUCAAACCUGGGGUCUUUGCAUAUUAAACUUACACUCUACCACGAAGGAAACCUCCCAGACCUUCAAUGUAAAAGUUUUAAAAGAAAAGAAAAAAUAAAAAAAAGCAGUGCCUAGGCCUCACAGAUUGUGAUUUUCUUAGUAUAAACGAGGCCUGGAUUAUUGAUAUGUUUGAAAUCUCCUCAGUGAUUUUCACCUGCAGCCAGAUCUAAGCACCUCUGAGCUAGUGCCCAGAAUCCCUAGGGUUGGAGGCACUCUUGGAGAGCCCUAGCUGCCAACUGGCAGAGGACAGGUCCCUGAGAAGCCAGGACACCAGACAUAUCC
This is a messenger RNA of Marmota monax (woodchuck), 8815 nucleotides long. RefSeq names its product myosin IIIB (gene Myo3b). The coding region runs from base 133 to 4053 and encodes 1306 amino acids. Gene Ontology annotation, biological process: protein phosphorylation. The transcript has 35 exons. Gene Ontology annotation, cellular component: myosin complex. Gene Ontology annotation, molecular function: cytoskeletal motor activity; protein kinase activity; protein binding. The record is from RefSeq and is a predicted model, not a curated record. NCBI's taxonomy places the organism in Eukaryota, Metazoa, Chordata, Mammalia, Rodentia, Sciuridae.